Molecule: messenger RNA, 396 nt
Organism: Sordaria macrospora k-hell
Lineage: Eukaryota; Fungi; Ascomycota; Sordariomycetes; Sordariales; Sordariaceae
Source: RefSeq, a predicted model, not a curated record
AUGUCCACGCCUCCCGACAGACCGUUCUUCCACAUCGGCCUGCUCAUGCUCAAACAAUUCAUGGAGAGGGACGAGUUGACGCUCCAGGACAGGCAAAAGUGCUGGAAGAUCAUCGACAGCAUCUAUCAUAACUUUAGUAGCCUGGUUCACGACCAACUGAUCCGUUCCUCCUUUCGUGAGCUCGAUCACCACCGGCGGUCACUGGAAGCGAUUGUCGAAAUGGUCCAGGAUCCGUUGGACAACCCGCAACUCUCGGACGACAGGAUACUUGCAGGGUUCGAUUUCGCAAAGGAGGUCUACCGGUAUUGCCAUUUCUUUUACAAAUGCAAGGUACUUCAUGAGGCGACGACAAUGUGGAUCAAAGGGGUAGACAUAGCUCCUGAAGCCCCCUCUUAG